GGAAAGUAUAUUUUGUAUACAUUUAAACUAUACAGUUUAUUUAAAAAUAAAUAUCGAGAAAAACUUAUAAAGUGUGGUAGUUCUGUUGAUGAGUUUCAAAUAAGUGUUCACUUACAACAAAAUCAAAAUGGCGGAGCUUAUAAGACGAAUAAUAUCAGGAUACAAUAUGCUUUUCAAUGAAAUGCCAGAUCCAAGGACGAAAUCUUGGCCACUCGUUGCGAAACCUUACCAGGGUCUAACAAUUUUGUUUUUAUAUUUGAUGUUUGUGUUGAAAUGGGGUCCAAAGCUGAUGAAAAAUCGAAAACCAUUCAAUUUGGACAAAGUUAUGAUCAUUUAUAACGGCGUACAAGUUAUUUGCUGCGCCUACAUUGUCGUUACAGCUAUAACAAAGGUAUGGGAUUGGGGUCAGAAAUACACGUGGGUGUGUGAGCCGGUCGACUACUCGGAGUCUGAUUAUGCCAUGCUGGUUACGAGGACUGUAUACUUGUACUAUUUGCUGAAGAUUGCUGAUCUUGCGGACACGAUUUUCUUCGUACUGCGCAAGAAGUUCAACCAGCUAUCAUUCCUGCACAUCUACCACCACGCCGGAAUGGUCGCCGUUAUAUGGACGGCUAUUACCUACUUACCGGGUGGGCAUGGCUCUUUUGUGGGGGUGAUCAACUCCUUCGUUCACAGCGUGAUGUAUUUCUACUACAUGCUCACCGUGGCUUUCCCCGCGAUCAAGCAGUACGUGGCAUUCAAGAAGUUGGUUACGCAAAUACAAAUUGUCCAAUUCUUUUUAUGCUCAAUUCACUUCGGUGCUAUAUGUUUUGUACCCGACUGUGCUUAUCCGAGGUGGACGGCUGCCGUGUUCCUUCCGCAAAACAUAUUUAUGCUAGUUCUGUUCUUGGACUUUUACAUCAAAACCUAUAUAAGGAAGCCAAAGCAGUCACUCUGUAGUAAAAACACAGUUGUUGAAGAGAAGGAAGAAUCAAUUACUCUGGACUAUGAUACAGAGAAAGUAGAAGCUUCACUUAACAACAAGAAAGAAGGCGAUUUGCGGCAUCUAAUUAGGAGUAAUAGUAAAAUUGAGAAAAGAUGUUAAUGUUAGAAUUUAAAUAAUAAAAAUAAUAUACA
Molecule: messenger RNA, 1116 nt
Organism: Bicyclus anynana (squinting bush brown)
Lineage: Eukaryota; Metazoa; Arthropoda; Insecta; Lepidoptera; Nymphalidae
Product: elongation of very long chain fatty acids protein 7-like
Exons: 6
Coding region: 128-1084 (318 amino acids)
Biological process (GO): very long-chain fatty acid biosynthetic process; fatty acid elongation, saturated fatty acid; sphingolipid biosynthetic process
Cellular component (GO): endoplasmic reticulum membrane
Molecular function (GO): fatty acid elongase activity
Source: RefSeq, a predicted model, not a curated record